Messenger RNA from Durusdinium trenchii, 2346 nucleotides. The record is from the annotation of a GenBank genome assembly. Lineage: Eukaryota; Dinophyceae; Suessiales; Symbiodiniaceae.
AUGGUCUUGGCAGCCUUGGGGAAUGACCGCGAGGCAUUGGGUGAUGCGAUCUACGGUUUGAAGAUUCACGCACUGGUGGCAAUCAAGGAGAAUUUCACAACGCCCCGCGCAGUGGUGUCCCUGCGCUUUUUCAAUUGCUUCCGCCUGCUCCUAGAGAAGGCUGAAGACCCCAACGAGCUGAAGAUCUAUGUGGAAACCUUGGCCUUCAAGCAUUUGAACAAUGAAAUCACCGAGCAACGUGUGGAAGCAGUACAGGAUGCUUUCAAUGAGCUCAUGGUGCAGAAUGUGCCCAAUCUGCCGCCGGGCACCGCCGCUGCCUGGCGGAAGUUGCUGAGCUACACCGGCUCCUGCUACAGGUACGUGGGCGACACCUACGGGGAGCGCCUUCGAGUGAUCAAGGCUUGGGAUCCAUGGGUUGGUGCAAGUCAGCUUUUUGCCAGCCAAGUGAGCGACUUUCGUGAACCUGUCCAGGAAGAUUGGGCUGCCGUUCAGAAGUCUGCUACGGACGAUCGGAACAAGGACGAGACCAAGACUAACGCGGGCGACAACGCCAACGCGGGUGGUGGAGACAAUGUAAAUGCAGACGAGGCGAAAGAAGAUGACACCGCUGACGCUGGGGCCGAGACCUUCAGCUUUGGGCGGAUGUGCGCUUUCAGCAACGAGGUCAUGGGACAGAAGACUGAAGGGUGGAUGUUGGAGCUCCUUGAGGUCUUUCAUAUCUUGGUCGAUAUGAUCUCGAGCCCUGUGCAUUUGCAAGAGGAGUGCGACUUAUUGGCAAUCAACUUGAUUACCAAGUCCAACUCGAUCGACUUUGACAAGUUCAAGCCGGUGAUGUUGGCAGCAUUGCGAUCCUUGCUUCCGAAGCAAUGGAGCACCUUGCAUGAGACAUCCUGGGAGUGGUUGUGGACAACUGUGGCACGGAACUUGAAUGAGUCCACCAUGAAGGUGCGGGCCUUUAAGCCGUACAAUAUCCGCAUGUUCUCCUCGCUGCAAGAGGAGCAGCUGGACCGCUUCCGCAAGGACAUCUUCACCGAAUUCUUCGCGCGAAGCCAGGCAAGUCAAGACCUUUUCAAGCAGUCACAGACCAGGCUGCGCUACAUUGCUGAUCGGGUGCUGCAGUCCUCGUCCGACAUGUUUCAAAAGAACAAGGAUGAAACCUUGGAUGAUCUCUCGGCUCUCGGUUUGCGUCACGUCGGCUAUGGCAUUCCCAUUGAGCUCUUUGGACCCUUUGUGGAGGUUUGCGUUCAGGUGAUGCACCCACUGAUCCAGGAGUUUCCAAAUGACGUGGAGAGUACCAAGCUUAUUUGGUGCCCAAAGGACAGAGCGCAUCAGAUUCCAGAGAACGAGAUGCCCGAGCACAUGAUGAUCGAAGGCUUUCGUUGGUCCAUCGGCUUGACUGCCCGUGUUCUGGUGCGUACCAUUAUGGAUGGGUCAACGGCAGUGAUGCAGGCGGUUCACUUUGAUGAUUCCAAGCGUUUGCGCCGUGCGUUGAUGGAUGCUCCUCGUGUGGAACGUUGCGUGUGGCAGCUGGCGGUGCAAGUGGGCAGUCAAUCGAUCUCGCCACUCUUCUGGGCUUUGAGGAGCGGGGCUCAUGACACUGCAAAGACGAUGAUCGAAGACGUGCUAACCAUUCGAGCUGACAGGGACAACUACUACUUUGGAGCUGAUGAGCUCUUCAAGUACCAGCCCAACAUCGCAGACAACGUCUUGCGCGAGGCGCCCUUCCUGGCAGAGACCUUGUUGGAUGGAUUGAUUUGGCGGUCGCACAAGAGCAAGGACAACUUGCGCCCAGUGAUCUACUAUUUGAAGCACCUGUUGCAAGACAUGGAUGAAACGAAGAUGCUCUCCCGGGCUUUGAUCAGCUACAUUCGCUUCGACCACCCUCAGACGAUCAUGCAUCCAAUCCUCGCCUUUUCAUUGGACAUGCUUUGGGACAAACUGGCCUUGCGCUACUUCAUCAUGGACCGCAUCCUGACGAUCUUCAACUGCUUCAUCUUCAUCAUCGCCGAGUGCAUUCUGAACCAUCCAGACCUGCUGGAGGACGCCACGUUCAGUAAAGUCUUAGCGGCGGCUCGGAUCUUGGUCUACACUGUGGGCUUUUUGCGCUUGCUCUACUGGCACGUCUCUCAAACCUUCAUCGCCUACAGGUCCAAGGCGUUGGUGAAAGGCUGCGGGCUUUGGCUGCCUCAGUACCUCACGCGUGGCGCAGCGAAAAUCAGCUUGCUGCUUUGCCUCACCAUGUUGGCAAUGAUGACCGCGCGGAACCUCAGGGGGAUGGCGAUUGUGCCUGGCAGUCGUACUGCCUGGAUGUCUGGACUGGAUGGAGAUAAAGUUGGUGAAAGGUGA